Molecule: messenger RNA, 10859 nt
Organism: Nanorana parkeri
Lineage: Eukaryota; Metazoa; Chordata; Amphibia; Anura; Dicroglossidae
Gene: SZT2
Product: seizure threshold 2 homolog (mouse)
Exons: 75
Coding region: 81-10814 (3577 amino acids)
Cellular component (GO): peroxisome
Source: RefSeq, a predicted model, not a curated record
ACGGAGUCCCCGUGAGGAAGAACGGUGACCACGCCUCCAGAGCGGAGAGCCCCGGACAGAGUGGGCGGGGAGAGCCGGGCAUGGCGGAGAAAGCCGACAAUGAGGUGGAAGAAGCCGGGCAGGUGUUCCUGCUCAUGAAGAAGGAUUAUCGGAUCUCCCGCAACGUUCGCCUGGCUUGGUUCCUGUCAAACCUCUAUCAAUCCAUCUCAUCCGUUCCCGAAUCAGAGCUGGGCUUACACGACGAUGAACUAGAAGUGGUCAGCGUUAUACCUCAUGGAUGGCAACCCGAUGAGCCUGUCCGACCUGGUCCUUUCCUUCUUGUGCCAUCAACAUGGGUGACUUUUCUGGCACGUCAGUACCGAUUUGUCAUCGAGUUGGAUCUCAGUCCUUCUACUGGAAUUGUGGAUGACUCCACAGAAGAAAUCAUCUUUGAUGAGAUAUUCCAUUCCCUGUCACGCUGUCUGCUCGGCCUUCUUAGGCCAUUCCUCAUCCCCGGGUCCAAUGUGGUUUUCAAGCCAGAAAUCUAUGUUACAAUUCAGGCCUAUUCUUCUAUCAUCGGUCUGCAGAGUCAUCAGGUCCUGGUCCAGGGUUGUCGCCUGGAGGAGCAGAAGCUGCCGGGCUUUCUCCAGCACGUCCACCAGCAGCUGGGCGCCUUUGAGAACAAGAUUGCGGAGAUGCUCCAGCAGCAGUAUCGACCUCAUACUCAGGACUGCCUACCUCAAUAUGCAAACCAACAGCCAGGCAAAAAGAUGGGUGUUUCCAUGGUGACGGCUGAUAUCGGGCUGGUUAGUAUGAUCCGGCAGGGUAUCCUGGCUUUACAGCUGCUGCCGGCCAACUCCAACGCGGGCAUCAUUGUAAUCACAGACGGCGUCACCAGCGUCCCAGAUAUCGCAGUGUGCGAAACGUUGCUGAACCAGCUGCGCAGUGGCACCAUCGCUUGCUCCUUUGUUCAGGUUGGCGGGGUAUAUUCCUAUGACUGCAGCUUUGGCUAUGUCCCGAACGUAGAGCUGAUGAAGUUCAUCGGCAUGGCGACCUUAGGAUCCUACCUCUCCUCUUGUCCCGAACUGGAGAGCGGACAGACGGACAUGAACGUCUAUCACAAGGCGUUCUUACCGUAUUCUUUCAUGCGCACAGGCGAGGCGCUGAAUCCAGAGUACUACUGUGGAUCACAGCACAAGUUAUUCAAUGAACACCUGGUAUCAGCCAGCAGUAACCCAGCACUCGCCACGCGUCGGAGAAAGCACGCAGAGAAGGAAGUGCAUGCGGACAUUAUCAGCGUGGUCUCUGUGCGGCUCAGGGAAGGAUACAGCAUUCGGGAGAUUCGCAUUACUAAAGCUAUGCUGGAGGUAAAACUAGUGCUACUCUGGAAGCACAACAUGCGUGUUGAGUACCUGGCAAUGGCCCCAUGGCCCCUGGACCCCUCCAAGCGCAGCACCAGGGUAGAGGUAGUCAUGGAAGGGAGUUAUGACAUACUACAUGAUAUCAGCUGCACACUGAAGAAGCCCAUCACCAGCAUGUACAGAACCAGCGUGAUCCGGAGAUUCUGGAACACCUUACAGAGCAUCAGCCAGACAGAUCAGAUGUUGGUGCACUUGAAAUCAUUUGAUAGUGUUCCGGAACAUUUUAAAAUCCCUGAAAGCACCAAGAAUGGAGUCCCUCUGUUCUAUAUCCCUCCUGGAUCCACCACUCCAGUAUUGUCGCUGCAACACAGUGACUCGGACUCCAGCCAUUCUCAGUUUGCCUCCUACUGGAAACCGAUCCUGUCAAUGGACGCCAAUGUGUGGCAACGGUGGCUUCAUGUGCACCGCAUCGUGCUACUUUUGGAACAUGACAUGCCUCUCCCGAAGCACCUCCAUACCCCAGGGAACAACGGGCGGUACAGCACAGUUCAGUGUCGCAUCUCUCACACGGCCCUCACGUCUCUCCUGCGGGACUGGAGCAGCUUUGUGCUAGUGGAGAGUUACUCCUAUGUCAAGUUAAUGUUGAGUGAUGCUAGUCAGACGCCCUCAUCCUUCUGUGUGGUGCGAAUAAUCUGGAAAGCCCCGUGCAUGGUCCUCCGGCUGGGAUUUCCUCUGGGGACUCCGGCAAAUUGCAGAAAUAAGAUGGUGGAAGAGCUAAGGGACCGCAUCCUCCAACUGCGAUUCCCUUACAGAGUGCAGAGUAAAGACAGCACCCCACGGGUGAAAAGGAAGAUAUUUGGAAUCAGCUCGCCCUCCAAGUCGCCUCCUCCACAGGUGCCACCUCCGGCCUUCUCAGACCGCUGCUGCCUCGUUCUGCUGCACAAGCCUCUGGAGAAGCUUCUCAUUAAGUAUGACAAGAUGCCUCUGGAUUACAGAACACCAUUCAUCCUGAACCUGGAGAGUCCUACCCAGCACACUUCAGUAUCAGGACCCCUCAUUACCAAUCGCUCAGCCUCUUCCACCCUGGCAUCCCUCUCCCGCUACUUCUACCAUCAGAGGUGGAUCUGGUCUGUGCAGUCUGGUCUGGCUACCACAGUGCCUAUCACUGCUAUGGCACAGAUCCUCUCCACUCUUACAGAGAUAAGACUAUCAGAAGGGUUCCAUUUUGCCUCCAGCGGAGAAGGAAUUAUUAACAUGGUCUUAGAGGUUCCCAUUCAGAGCGAUUGUAUAGGAGAGGGCAGUAUAGAGAAGCACAGCUGUAUUAUUCAGUACAUUCUCUUUCCUCCGCAUGUCACCUCCACCAAGGACAGCUUCUCUACAGACGAGGACAACGACACCGAGGUGGAAGCCAUAGAACAGGACACGGAGCUGCAUCUAGUCUCCGAGUGCUGGGUGGAGCCACAGAGCGGAGUCGUGAUGGGCACAUCCGAGAGCUGGAAGCACCUGCAUGGCCUUAUGUACUCUGAGAUUCCACAAGCACUGUUUCCCAGGGAUCAGAGCUGCAUCAAUAUCAUGCUAACAUUUGAGUACAUUGUACAGCUUUGCCAGAACAAAGAUGGCGGCUCACCAAUCCUGACUAAAGCAGAGCGUACAGAACCCGGGGAGAGUGCGGGCCUGUGCAUCCGGGAGGUGCCAUUCCACUUCGAUCUAAUGAAGAUGCUGCCCAAAUGCCAACAGAUUGAGCUGUUCUUCCUGACGCUGAGCGGGGCUGAAAGUGAGAAUGCAGCACAGGACUCCUCUCUGCCCAAUGAUAUGCUGCUUAGCUUGUUUCAUGGGUGUCUGCAAAGUGAGGUCAAUGAUCAGGAGAUCCCUCUAUAUGAGCAAGACCACCAAACAUUCAUGGAGCAGGUUCUCCAACGUGACCGUGAAGGGCACUCCACUCCUUUCUCAUGUACCCGAGAGGAGCCAAUGAGACAGCCAUACACUUCAGAGACUGUGGACUCCACCCCCUUACAUCAAAAUAGUCAGCGAGAGGCUACCAACUCUGCCAGCACGCUACAGAGUCCCUGUCCGACAGAGGAGACAGAUGAUGGCAGAGCCUUAACCAAUGGAGCGGGACCUCCUCAGUGGCGAUGCUAUGCCCGAUUAGUGAACCCACAACACUUUCUGCUAACUUUCCUUCCUGCCACUUUUUCUGAUGUCCAGAAGUUGAUGACCCUUUCAGACCUCUCCCUGUCCACAGAGGGAAGCUCAUUGUGUAACUCUUCUCAUUCAGAGACUAUUCCUUUAGGGGCUGUGAUCCCCACUCUGAGCAUCACCCCUGCAGUGGGCAAUGGGCAGGAAGCUGAGCACAAGAGAGAGAUGCACAUUUCCUUCAGCCGUCAGUCAUCCAUGCAGGACGUGACCUCGAGCCGCCGACUGCGCUGUCCAGUUUACGUGUAUAACUGUUCGCUGGAGGCAUUGCGGGAGCAGCUGGUCAGCCCCAGGCAACAGAGACUCGGCUGUGACAUCUUCUUCAGUGAGUUUAGACAAGAGUCAGUGUCGUGGGAAAUCUUCCAGGAGGUGCAGUCCAGGUCUCUGUCGCAAGAACGUCCGACAGCCAUUCCAUUCAUACACCACCGACAAAAGGAACUCGUCAACCACUGCAAUCUACUGCAGGAGCACUAUCACCAGUGUUAUGUGAAAGGCCUGUUCAAAGCUCUUCAGCAGUCUCUCUGGGUGUCACACCAGGACCUCCUGACGGCAGUGGAUUAUUGUGAAGAGCAACUACAGGAGGUCGAUAUCACCAACUUCCUGAUGACGCUGUGUGGCCAUCUCCGAGGCUUUCGGGACACGCAGGUGUCUCCCAGGCUCUCUCUGAAAGGACGGGUGCAUAAGGCCAGCUUCCGCAUCGGCAGCCUAGAACAGGAAGAUGAGGUGGCGGCUAGGGAUGGGUCCGUUCUCCAAUCAGAGUCCAGUGUGGAUACAGAGGAGUGUGUUGAGCAGGACCUCCAUGUGAUCUCCACCCCAGAACCCAGUGUCCAUCCGUAUUCGGAGUUCCAGCUGUCUGUCCUGGAUUCUGGACAUCCCUGCGAGGUGUCUCUGGACCUUCAUCGAGUCAUUCAGGAUAAAUUUCUGGCCAUCGGGAGUCUCCACUUUAAGACAGUGCCUUCAAACCCUCACUAUUUCUUCUACUGUCCAUCUUCCCAGAGGAGAGAGGUGAGUGAAAAUGCUGCUCAAGACGCAGGUGAUAGGAAGCCAAGUGAAGAAAUGGAUGUCUCUGAAGCAGAGCAGGCCACAGAGGAAGGUAACACAUCAGCCGGUGGCAUUGUUACAGAGAGCGACCCAGACCUGGAGGUGGAGUAUCGGGAGCACUCGGAUAAUGCCGAAUCGCCGUCUGAAUCGGAGACGGUGAACCAGGACGAUGACUCUUUCAGCGUGUUAGGAGACUCUCUGAAUGGGCAUGACUUGCCGGAGCACGAAAUGCCGCCUCUGUUUGUGCAUCUCAUCUGCUCAGUAACACACAAGCAUCAGCACGGCUCCAUGCCGGUAUUGACACUGCCCACCUGCCUAGGUGAAGUUAUCCGAUGUCUUGAGAACAGUGAGACACUGCAAAGCAUCUCGCUGGCGGAUCUGAGCGUAAUGCUGGACAUUUAUGUGCUGACGUUACCACUGGAGAUCGAGGGGGUGAAUGAGGACUCUCAGCACACUCGGUAUACCUCUGAGAGCAGCGUUUCCUUCCCCCGCUCCCCCGCCCCGCCAUCCUCAUAUCGCUCUGAUGAAGAGAUCCCACCUACCUUAGAAAGAUUCCCAUCCAAUGUGGAGCAGAGAUAUUCGGCGCUCUCUCGGCUCCCCGCAGAGCACAGGCAAGCUAUAGAGGUCACAAUGAGUGAGAUCCGCUGGCUGCUCGAGGACGAGUUAGUAUCGGCCCUGCGUCACUCCCGGGUGAUCAGCCGUUCCAUCUUACGGAAAGUUCUGUCCCAUGUGUGUGAGUCUGAAGGUCGGCCGCAUUGUAACCGGGAAUUGGUUCAGCUCCAGUUUGUUUUCGGACCUGAAAAUUCUCUGCAGAAGUUUAAAGAGGAAUUCCGCAGACUGUCCCUGCUGGGCUACCAACUGAACGAGGAAGAAGACGACUAUUAUUAUGUGUCUUUAAGCCGUCAUCACGCUCAGCGGGCAGACCACACAAGCGCACAACACCUGGAUGUACAAGGACAUGCAGCGUGGCAUGAACCUGAUGUCAACACAGCCACAGGGAGCGUGGAUGAAGAGCUGCUGGGCAAUGGACGCCCUGAAGACAAGCCGGGUGCAGAGGAUCCUGGGGGAUGGGCGCAGGCUGCCCUGGAGGUAUCCGAUAGUGAAGUCUCCUCAAUCAUGUCGGGGAUGUCUGCUCUGGAGCAAGGAGGAAUAUCUGCCACUGAAGCGUCCUUGAGUGACAGAGGCCACACGCCACCUAAAACAUCAUCAGAAGUCAGUCUGCCAGAGUCUGUACUGUCCGGGAAUAUGAACAGUGCAGGAUUGCGGCAGCGUCCCAGUCGUGUGCAGAGCCUGGUGUCAAGUCAUGGCAGCAUGGACUCUGACCACUUAGGGUAUGAUGCAGGCAGCAGCGACUCGGAGUGCGAGGACGCCCUGAUUAGUGAGCAGGAUUCCCGCUGCCCAGUGAUGCCUAGAUUUUGGCUCAUUGUAAAGAUUCACCAGGACCGGGUGGAAGUGUGCACCCAUGCCAGUGUUGGGGUGGCCCAGGAGGUGGAGGAGCUUGGAGAGAGCCAGAGACUGCACCAACUGGUGGUCAGGAAAGUGAGCGAGAUCUGCCGUGUGGUGAACCAGCGUCUGCUGCUGCAGGAUCUUCACGACACGCACUUGUGUAACACGCUGCUGGUGGCCGAGAGCGAGGAGGAUAUCUGGAAGAGCGAAAGUCCUUAUGCAACGUACCGACAGAGAAUGCUUGUGGGCGAAGAUUUCCCUGGAGAAGAGAGUUACCAGCCGCGAGAUUACCUGGCAGCCACCAUGCAGUUCAUUCCGGGACACUUUGCCUGCGAUACAGUAUGGAGCACCGUUAUACACAUCCACCCGCGCCUUAAAAUGGGGCCCAAUAUGGGGGUUUCCAGAGCUAUCCAAUCCUUGCGCUCCGUGCUCAAUGCUUUCUCCGUAGUCAACAGAAAGAACAUGUUCGUCUAUCAGGAGCGUGCCACCAAAUCCGUUUUCUACCUCCGGCUGUCUGAGACCUCUGGAAACGGCCGGCUGUGGGACAUGGAUUUGUCUCAGUCGUUGUCUCGGUCCUUGGCUCUGUCUCGUAGUCAGGAGCCAAUUUUCUCAGAAGAUCUGAUGGGAAGCCGGCUGUCUUUGGACCUGUCCUCUCGAAAUUCUGACUCCUCCAGGCCAGUGGGGCAGAUGGACAAACAUAUCUUACUGCAGGUGCAUGGAGUGGGAGAAGCAGGCUCUGAGAUCACGGAUGAUUUGGUGAAGGUCCUCAGGAAGCGUCUGGAUGAGGCCACGCUGGACAUCAUCACCGUUAUGCUGCAGAGGAAUUGUAAACUGACCCCAGCAGAUGUGGAGUUCAUCCAGCCCCGGGGAACUCCACCGACAGAAGUGCUGCUGUUCACCAUCCCUCAGACUUCUCUACCGUGUCUCCAGGCUAUGGCCUACUACUUACGCCAGAACCUGCUCAUCUUCCUCCAUACGCCAAAAUAUACAGACAGCAAUGGAGAACACCACUUCCAGCAUUAUUACCACAGCACCCUGCCCGAGCUGGACCUGUUCCUGUACAACAAGCCAGGGGGACAAGGUACAGGAGGGAAAGGUAUCGCCUGCAUAGCUCUCUCCUUUGUGGAUCAGCAUGGCGCCCUGGUGACACAGGCUUAUGGCGAGAGGACCGGUCCACCUCUUGUGUGUCCCUCUACGACUUCCCACCUACUAAGCGUCAGCACAUUCGAGUCUCUAACUAAAGUCAGCAAGUUUACACCGGGCCCCGCCACCGACACCUCAGCGCCUCUGACCUUGGUGCGCUUCGAUGUUUGGGAGAAAGGGAACAUUAGCUCCUCACAGUUAUCCGAGCGGCUCGCCAACUCAUUGCGUCAUGCACUCUGUGAUGUCAUCAUUGAAUUCCACAUCUUGCAGAUGCCCCUGUGUGUGGACCUGGUCAGCGCAGCAGAACAGGAAGUGUCCAUGAAUGGAAAGGCACCCUCCCAAUCGCUACCUGAUAUAAAGGGCUUGGCACAGUCAUCGAACAGGUCUCGCCCAUCUCCAGUGCAGCUUCCGCCGUCAACCUCCCCAUCCAGCACAGAUCCAAGUACUCCGCCCAGCAAGUCCGGGCGCAGAAGUUUUUGGGAUAUGCUGAGCAAACCAGACAAUGCAGAGUUGGGCCCCCCGAAAACCACAGACGACAUUGUCAGCGAACGCACAGAGGAGCCGAGGACGAGGCGGAGACAUAAGACGGAGAGCCUUAAAGCGCCCUGUUAUUCAGACCGGCCUGGGAUCAGCUUGGAGCAUGCGCAGAGGAAACGCCAGGCUCAGCUAGAGGAGGGCGACGUGGGUACCCUGCACCCUUUAUAUAGUCACACCUGCCUGCAGUGGAUGAACUUUAUGAAUCAGCUCGGUUGCCCGUCUGUCCAGCUGUGUUCGGUGCACACCAUUUCCCGAUUCCUGCUUCCCUCCAUUCUGACCGAACUCUUCGGUAUCAUCACUUCCCUGGCCAGCGACACCAGUGUCCGGGUGUUUGAAAAAAUCACGGGCCCUGAAGGUCCGGCCUUUGUGCCAUACUCCACCAGCCAGCACAGCCCAACUCGGCCUGCUGCAGCCGGCGAGAUGACCCUGCUAGGACGUAAUUUCCGCCAGUGGAGAUACAACACAGAACAGGUAAAAACGGAGGAGGAGGAUGGUGAAGAUAAAAUUGAUGAUCAGGGCUGCCAGGUGACGAAGUCUCAAAAAGGUUCCCAGCGGUUUGAAGCCAUGGAGCUCGGUUCAGCAGAGAGACCUCUGGAUCUGUCCACAUCAGUCCGUGGUUUGGUCCCCCGACAAAGAUUUCUGUUAAUCGAAAUACAAGACAAGAAGCUCACCCUGUACACGUACAAUUGGUCGCCAGAUUUGGGGGCAUCUCUCAGCCGCUCUCUGGUGCGUUUGAUCCAGUGGCAGAAUGCGCGGGCACACGUUGUGCACUGUCUCCUGAAUCAGAAGAUGGGACUGUUCCAUCACUACUGCUUCACAGACACUCCGUGGCACGAGGACAACAAACAGGAUCCCAACCCCUUCCUCAAUUCCACCUUGGAGGUAGAUGUCCUUAUCCGAAGCCCCACUCCUCCACCAUACAAGGAACAGACUCGUCUGGGAACCUCAGGCCGCGGCCUCCCGUCCUUACACUACCCUCCGGACAUUGUGCCAUUCGACGAGGUUCUCCGGGACGUCAUGCCUGUGAAGCCCAUGCAUCUUUCCUCUGAGCUGGACACUGUAUCCCGCCAUGGAGCCCAGUUCCUGGAGAUUAAGAGCACAGAGAGAAGAGAAGUGGAGAAACAGCUGAAGAUUGAGAACCUCUUUGUGACGUGGCAGCAGAGGUCAGCGCAGUCGAAUAUGCCAAUCAGUGCGGCAGAUUUAGACACACUGAAGCAGUCUGCCCGGAUGGUUCAUUAUUGCGCCACCCCGCUGUUGUUCGACCCGUCUUUCCAGGUGCAGGUUCAGAACGACCAGGGCAGGAGCGAAGGGAAGAAACGGCACCGGUCCAAUGACUCGGGGACGUCAGGCAGAGACCGCAGUCACAGUUGCGAUUCCGCAGACAUGCCGCCCAGCAAAGCGAAGGAUGAGCCCUGGCUCCAGGAACUGUGCACAGCGUUCAUGCAGCAAUACAUCCAGUACCUGCAGAGUACGGGGUUCAUCCUAGUACAGCUACGGCCCGCUUCUCCGGCCCGCAGCAUAGCGCGGAUCAGAGCGGUGGCCUCACUGGCUCCAGAGAACAGAACGUCCAAACCAAAAAGCGAGGGCAGUCCUAAGAGUACAGCUCCUACAGUGACCAUUUACCACCUGCAGAGGGCGCUGCCGGGAGGCAUUGUACUGAUGGAACUCUCCUUCCAGGGAUGCUAUUUCUGUGUGAAGCAGUAUGCUCUUGAAUGUUCACGCAUACCGAUGGGCCAGUCUGUUAACUCACAGGGUGUCCUCUCCAUGCGAACCCAUUGCAGGAAUACCCCAGAAAGUGCCUCCGAGUCUGCGCUGUCCAUGCUCUUCACUGAGGAGUGUGACAAGGUGCGGGACCUAAUGCACGUCCAUUCCUUCAGCUACGAUUUCCACCUGCGGGUGGUGCACCAGUAUCUGCUGGGCUCCAGCAUGUCUUUGCGCCAGGGCUACGAUCUCGCCAGUUUCCUGCAGCUCUUCAUUUCCCAGCACCCUGACAUCCCCAAGUAUGGACGCAACCACGUGUACCAGGGCAUACUGUCCGUCCCUACAGAGAUUAUUGCCGGCCAUCAGCUGUAUAACUACAUCGCCGAUCACGCCAGCACCUAUCACAUGAAGCCGCUGAGAAUGGUUCGCCCCUCGGUGCUUGGGAGUAAUGGCAAGAGGAGCGCCAGCGGGGAGCAGAAUGAGUACGGCCUGGUGUCCAUCUGGAACAGUUCUGGCUCGUACAAAGACACAGAAGGUGCCCGACAUCAUGAUGACUUUGAUGUAUCAUUAUUGGUGUGCCACAGCGCCGUGCCAUUCGAGGAACAGACCGAGCAGGAGAGACACGUCCUGAGGCUCCGGUUUUACGUCAUCAUGACAAGCCAGCGUGAAUUGUUCCCGCGCCUAACCGCUGACAUGCGCCGGUUCAAAAAACCGCCGAGGCUUCAACGGGAUGCCCAGGACUUGGAUGGCGCCUCGGAGCUCGGGAUGCGCCAGAGAAUGGAGGUGGAGAACCAGGAGGACUCCCGGGAGGGGGAGGUGGGCAGGAUGGGUGACGCGAACCUCUAUAACCCGCAUCUCUUCCCGCUGCUGGGGACGGAGGUCAGCACCGCCCAGAGGCAGCUGGUGGAGAUGGUUCAGCUCGCCAAGUGCCACUGCCGCAGGGAUAAUCUAUGGAAACGCCUCUAUCUCCUGGAACCGCUCUCCUCUGACAAGCUGCGCCUGGGGAAACUCAACUCCAGUGAACUGAAGGAACUGUUGGAUGCCGUGCAUGGGAGGAGCGUGGCUGAGGUUGACCCACAGCUGGAUUUUCUCCUUUCCAUGAGCGUUCCGUGGUAUCAGAGUCUUAUUAAGGUUCUGCUGAACCGAUUUCCCCAGAGCUGCCGGCACUUCCACAACCCGGAGAACGGGACGCAGUAUCUGGUGGUCCUCAAUCAGAAAUUCACAGACUGCUUUGUCCUGGUCUUCCUCGAUUCCCAUUCUGGGAAAACAAGCCUGAAGGUCGUGUUCCGGGAGCCGUUUCCAGAGCAGCCGCAGAACAGCGACAGCCCGUUACCUCAGCUGGUCUCCACCUACCACCAUCUGGAGUCCGUCAUCAAUACCGCCUGCUUCAACCUCUGGAGCGGUCUGCUCUGACAUCACCUCCCAUCGCCUGCCAAUACUGUACCGCCAAUCACCAGG